Messenger RNA from Chelonia mydas (Green sea turtle), 3933 nucleotides. RefSeq names its product cAMP-dependent protein kinase catalytic subunit alpha. Gene Ontology annotation, cellular component: nucleus; cAMP-dependent protein kinase complex. Gene Ontology annotation, molecular function: protein kinase A regulatory subunit binding; cAMP-dependent protein kinase activity; ATP binding. Bases 712 to 1728 code for a protein of 338 amino acids. Gene Ontology annotation, biological process: peptidyl-serine phosphorylation. The transcript has 10 exons. NCBI's taxonomy places the organism in Eukaryota, Metazoa, Chordata, Testudines, Cheloniidae. The record is from RefSeq and is a predicted model, not a curated record.
CUACAGUUGUUGUAUAUAAAUAGACCCCUGGAGCACUGCUGUGUGAACGUUGUCUCUCUUUAUUUGCACUGCCACCAUGUGAUCGGCUCUGUCCCUGUCCUCCCCACCCCCUCCCUGGAUGUGCGUCCUCACGCCCAGAGCUCAGAACCCAUGGAAGGGCUGGCGGCAGGCGCUGCUUUCCGGAACCAGCUGCCCCACAUACCGGGGCGGUGAAGGGACACUUUGGGGCGUUGCCCUCGCCUCGUUGCUGUCUCCAUCCCCAGGCAAGUGGGAUUGGCAGCGCUGGCAGAUCCACCUCUAGCGGCAAGCAGGAACCCAGGAGUCCGGGGCAAGGCUGACCUUAGGGGCGGACUCUGCUGUAUCCAGGGGCAAUAGGCGCUAACGGACACAGCCCCCCUGCCCCAAGGGAGUUUGAAGGCACCUGUCACCGGAGGAUCCGGACACCGCGAUGGGGCCCUCCAGCCUGGCAUAAACCCGGCCCCUCCGAUGCAGCCGAGGGAGUGGUGGUGCCAUAGACACGCCCUGGAGCUGCACAGGGCCCUGUGCUGGCUCGGGUCUCUCCUCGGCUCGCGGGAGAAGCCAGGGUCGAAGCAGAGGUUGUGUUUGCUCCUGCUGCCUGGGACAAAGUCCCUGACAAGGCACCAGGCCAGAUCUCCCUCUCCGCCUGCCAUGACCUCCUAACCGCAGCCGGCGGCCUCCGUGGGUCACAGCAUGGAUGUGAAGGAGUUCCUAGCCAAAGCCAAAGAAGACUUCCUCAAGAAAUGGGAGAGCCCCUCUCAGAACACGGCCAGUUUGGAUCAGUUUGAUCGAAUCAAGACCCUGGGCACGGGCUCAUUUGGGAGGGUGAUGCUGGUGAAACACAAAGAGACCGGGAAUCACUAUGCCAUGAAGAUCCUGGAUAAACAGAAGGUAGUGAAGUUGAAACAAAUUGAGCACACCCUCAACGAGAAACGGAUCCUCCAGGCCGUCAACUUUCCAUUCCUCGUCAAGCUAGAGUAUUCUUUCAAGGAUAACUCCAAUCUGUACAUGGUGAUGGAAUACAUCCCGGGCGGGGAGAUGUUCUCCCACCUACGGCGGAUCGGGAGGUUCAGUGAACCUCACGCCCGGUUCUACGCUGCUCAGAUCGUCCUGACCUUCGAGUAUCUGCACUCGCUGGAUCUCAUCUACCGAGACCUGAAGCCAGAGAAUCUCCUGAUAGACCAGCAGGGCUACAUCGAGGUGACGGAUUUUGGUUUUGCCAAGCGGGUGAAAGGCCGAACCUGGACUCUGUGUGGGACCCCGGAAUACCUGGCCCCCGAGAUCAUCCUCAGCAAGGGUUAUAACAAGGCUGUGGACUGGUGGGCUCUGGGUGUCCUCAUCUACGAGAUGGCGGCUGGUUACCCCCCAUUCUUCGCGGACCAGCCCAUUCAGAUCUACGAGAAGAUUGUCUCUGGCAAGGUCCGGUUCCCUUCUCACUUCAGCUCGGACCUGAAGGACCUGCUCCGGAACCUGCUGCAGGUGGACCUCACCAAACGCUUUGGCAACCUCAAGAACGGGGUCAACGACAUCAAGAACCACAAGUGGUUUGCUACCACCGACUGGAUCGCCGUCUACCAGAGGAAGGUGGAAGCUCCCUUUAUACCAAAGUGCAAAGGCCCUGGCGACACGAGUAACUUCGACGACUACGAGGAAGAGGAGAUCCGGGUCUCCAUCACUGAGAAGUGCGCCAAGGAGUUUGCUGAGUUCUAGGGCCAGCGACAGCCUUCCCCCCCUCCCCCCGCUCGGGAGGGUGCGCACGGAGCAGGUGGGGGCGGGGUUGAUUUUGAUCAGCAGAAAGACCCGAGUUCCUUGCCUGUGUGUUUUAUUUUUGUGGGAGGGGGGUAGGGAUUUGCCUGGAUCUGGUUUGGGGGGGAGCGGGAGACCCCUUAUUCUAAACCUGUACUGAGUAAAUGACAGUGGAGAAGGGCAGGAGUCUAAUUUCUCCCAUGCGCACCCCUGAUGCCCCCACUUGCACAUGCUUCCCCCCCCCCGCCAUCACAAGCCUGCAGCUCUCAUCAUCCCCCCCUCACCGAGGGUUUAAACAGAUCCCCCACACACACACACUCAGCUCCCACUGGUUCCUUUCCACCCCCUCGCACCGAUCCGGUUACCCCCACGCUGCCUCUUAAUCCACACGUGCUGUACCCCCACCGUCCUGGCCGGCUUUAUUGGUGGCUUUUAGUUUUUGAAGGGGGGACAGGGGGCAUAUUUUGCCAUCAAAUUCCUCCCCCCUUCCCCCCAGAUCUUCAUGGCUAUUUGCAAACCUUCUGGGAGCAGGGUGUGGAGCAAAGAUGCACUGUCAUGGCAGAUCAACAUCUUGGCUUCCAGAAUAGCUUUGCACCCCCCCCCCCCCCACACACACACAGACGGGGAGUUGGUGGGGAGACAAAAUCCCAGCCCCCCACCACCACUCUGGAAAGAGGAAGAAGGAGGAAAUCUUGUCUCAUUUUAUAAACUUGGGGGGGGGGGGGGGGGUUGCUCCUUUUUUUUUUCUUUUUUUCUUUUUUUUUUUAAAUGAAAAGUAAGUAAAUUAAACCUUAUUUUCCUUUGGGGCAUGGGGGGGAAGAGGUUUUAAAAAUCCAGCCUUGGGGCUGGGCUACCUUACCCUACAUCAGCCCCCGCCAUCCCUGGUGACACCUCCCUUCCCCUCUUCUUCUUCCCCCACCCCGAAUUUUAACUCUCCAAGCUUUGAAUGUGUCUAGGUUUUAGCAAGGAAAAACAAGAGACAGAUCUGUUUUUUUUUUCAGGUAGAAUCUGACUGUAUUUCCCCACCCCCACUGCUCUCUGCAGGGUGUCUGGUUUGGGGGUAUCUUACACUGGCGGGGGGAGAUCUGGGGGUCUGUUACAGGCUGGAAUGGAGGUGCUGGGAGAGGGGAUCUCCCUGGUGGGUUUUGGAUUUUUAGCUCCCCUUGGAAAUAAAAUGCUGCUUUUUGAAUAUGGGCUAUGAAUGUGAGCAGCCCCCCACCCUCACCCCUUCUUUGGUCUGUCCUCUUGUGUGUCGGGUUGGGGGGUGCAGGAGGAUCUGGUUCUGGGGCACUUGGUUAUUUUCGCCCAGGUCAGUGGGGGUUUGUACACUCUUCUCCCUCCCUCCCCCCAUAGGCCAAAUGGUGCCCUGCAGAAAUAACCUUAAAGGAUUUUCUGGUGGGGGGCAGGGUUCUCCCCUGGGGCUCCAUUCUGUACCUCCGAUUUUAUGCUUUCGAUUUACAUUUUAAGAUGACAAGGCGGGAGGAGAUACCAGCAAAUGGGGAGGAGGGGGGACAAGGAACACAGGAUCCCAACUAGGCCCUGAUCUCCCCACCUCCCCAGGGAGCGACUCCAUUAGAUCUGUGGUCAGGUUGGAAGGGGUGGGGGAAGGGUGCUGAUACCUAGCCAUGAUCCUGCUUUAUGUGGGAGGAGGGAAGGUGCGUGUGGGGGGGGCUCUUGUUCUGUUCAUUUACUUUUCUUCCUGUCUGAUUCUUUACUUAUCCUCCCUCCCCCGCCCCCAAUGCAGUGCAUCAGUGGGGUGGUCCUGUUCUGACCCCCCCAGCCUGUCUCCCAUUGUGUGUAUUCACCAGCCGGUUGAAUUUCUUGUUUCUCUCCGGGGCGAAGGUGUGUGAGCUUCUUUUGGUUUCAUAGAUAAAUUAUAUAUAUUAUAAAUACAUGAGCGCUGUCAGGAGCGGAGGGGGGAGCCCCGUGGCUAUCCCUCCCCCCUUCCCCUCAAAUCCCCUUUUCCACAAAGAAGCUUGAGAGUCCAGUCUAGAGGGGGGUGGUAUCAUCCGCCCCAUCCUGGGAAACACAUCUGUGUCCGCCGACAAAACUUGUUUCACUGGAAAAAACAAAACGACCCCCCCAGCCCCCACUUCCUCUUUAACAGUGUGCUUUGUUGUCAACAUAUUUGAAACAAUUACCAAUAAAGUUUUGUUUAAAAAAAAAAAA